This is a messenger RNA of Penicillium taxi, 786 nucleotides long. Its product is annotated as rRNA-processing protein NSA2. The transcript is spliced from 5 exons. Gene Ontology annotation, biological process: maturation of 5.8S rRNA; maturation of LSU-rRNA. Gene Ontology annotation, cellular component: nucleolus; preribosome, large subunit precursor. Bases 1 to 786 code for a protein of 261 amino acids. NCBI's taxonomy places the organism in Eukaryota, Fungi, Ascomycota, Eurotiomycetes, Eurotiales, Aspergillaceae. The record is from RefSeq and is a predicted model, not a curated record.
AUGCCUCAGAACGAGUACAUCGAGCGCUGGCAGAAGCAGCACGGUAAGCGGCUGGACCACGAUGAGCGAGUCCGCAAGCGCCAGGCCCGUGAGGGACACAAGGCAUCCUACGAUGCUCAGAACCUGCGCGGUCUGAGGGCCAAGCUGUACCAGCAGAAGCGACACAAGGAGAAGAUCCAGAUGAAGAAGCGUAUCAAGGAGCAGGAAGAGAAGAACGUCAAGUCUGCCGCUCCCGACGAGCCAUCCAAGACCCCUCUGCCCCAGUACUUGCUCGACCGAUCCCAGGCCACCAACGCCAAGGCCUUGUCAAGUGCUAUUAAGGAUAAGCGUAAAGAGAAGGCGGCCAAAUUCGCCGUUCCCUUGCCUAAAGUUAAGGGUAUUAGUGAAGAGGAGAUGUUCAAGGUGGUCAACACCGGAAAGAAGACUCACCAGAAGUCCUGGAAGCGAAUGAUCACCAAGCCUACUUUCGUCGGUGGUGAUUUCACUCGUCGCCCCGUCAAAUACGAGCGAUUUAUUCGUCCCAUGGGUUUACGUUACAAGAAGGCCAAUGUCACCCACCCUGAACUUGGUGUCACUGUCCAACUGCCCAUCCUUUCCGUCAAGAAGAACCCCCAGAACCCCCUAUAUACUCAGCUGGGUGUUUUGACCAAGGGUACCAUCAUGGAAGUGAACGUAUCCGAGUUGGGUCUUGUCACCACAACCGGUAAGGUUGUUUGGGGUAAAUGGGCCCAGAUUACAAAUGUUCCCGAGAAUGACGGAUGUGUCAAUGCCGUUCUGCUCGUUUAG